Messenger RNA from Cannabis sativa, 1281 nucleotides. RefSeq lists its product as uncharacterized. The record is from RefSeq and is a predicted model, not a curated record. Bases 1 to 1281 code for a protein of 426 amino acids. Gene Ontology annotation, molecular function: RNA-DNA hybrid ribonuclease activity; nucleic acid binding. Lineage: Eukaryota; Viridiplantae; Streptophyta; Magnoliopsida; Rosales; Cannabaceae. The transcript has a single exon.
AUGGAGAGACUACGAAUAUCUGGCGGGACCCCUGGAUUCCUCACUAUAAAGGUUUCUAUCCGAAACCAAGUGGGGGUGCCCCCCCCCCCCCCCCCCCCCAACCUAAACCUUGUGGCAGAUCUUGUUCAAGACAAUGGGCAUUGGGAUACCCAAAAGCUGAACCACUGUUUUGACAAUGAAACAGUUACAGCCAUUCUCAAAGGGGGUCAACCCUCUAGUGGCGGAGUUGAUAGGUGGAUAUGGACUCUGGAGAGUAAUGGACAGUUCUCGUGCAAGUCUGCUUAUCUUGCUCAGGCCUUGGAAAGAGCUCCCCAUUGUGUUGUUGCCCCAAAGCUUUGGAACCAACUCUGGAAUAGCAAAAUUUUGGAGCGUCAUAAGGUCUUAUGGUGGUGUAUCUUGUCUAGUGCCCUCCCGGUAAGAGCUGUGAUUGGUACUAGAUUCCAUAUAGAUGAUCAAAGCUGUCCACUUUGUGGAAGGUGUGUAGAAUCCAUUGAACACCUGUUUCUAUCCUGUGAGGUGGCUCUUCAUUUCUGGCGUUCAUCUCCUUGGGGUAUCUAUCCGGUGUGUGAUACAGGCAUCCGAGCUUGGGAUUGGGUCAAGUUCAUCUGGGAUCUAAAACAUAAAGGAGCUCGUGUCGAUGAUAUAUUCUUAUAUGCUUCUAUUGUUGUGGAUACUAUUUGGAGGGUGCGUAAUGAGAAGGUCCAUAAUAACUGUCCUGUUGAUAUUAACAAAUGCAUUGAUAAUAUUUGUAAUUCUUAUGCAGAUAUGUUUGAUACCUUGCUCCAAAGUCCUACCCCAGCUUUAAAGGAAGCUUGGUCCCUUCCUCCUCAGGAUUGGAUUAAGCUGAAUUGUGAUGUAAAAGUGGGGUUGGAUAGUAUGUGUAUUGCUGUUGUGGCAAGAAACCAUCUUGGCAAAGUGAUUAGAAUUCAGACAGCUCGGGAGAACUUCUCGGAUGUUCUUUGUGGUGAAGCGGCGGCCUGCUCUUUGGCAGUGACUGCUGCCCUGGAUAUCGGCUCUAAGUAUGUUAUAGUGGAGAGUGACUCGAGAGUGGUUAUUGACGCCAUCAAUGGGAAGGGGUCUCGUUGGGCAAUAGAGAACUACAUCUCCUUUUGUACUAAGUCAUCUCACUCUUUUAGUAGUUGUUAUUUUUCUUUCAUCAGUAGAUCCUGUAAUUUUGCCGCUCAUAAUGUGGCUAGAUGGGCUUUUACCCAUCAGACUUUUGGGUCCCUCCCAGUAGAUUCCGUCCCGGACACCCUAUUCUGUAAUGACCGAGAGGUCUAA